UCAAUUAAUAUUGUAUGAUUUUAAUCCAUUACGAAACUAUGUGCAUUCAUUUUUUACUAUUAUUUCGUUGAAUCAGUAAAACAAAAUGAAUUAAUAAACAAAUCAUAAUUAAUUGAUAGAGUAACUUUAGAAUUUUUAAUUCGAGACUAACAACAUCGUGAGACUGGAAAUAAUACAUCACGAAGCGAUAUCCGCACUCAAAAAAGCAAGGUUCAUCUUUCAGUUACAAAAGAUAGCAGUUUAUGUCUUUUGGUCCUGAUAAAUCAUUGAAUCCCUUUAUCUGAAACGACACCAGUCAGAACAAAUAUAUCUGGACAUUAUUUUCGAUGGCAGGAACUAACGGUAAAUAAGCCAGAAACAGAAAUAGGUGCUAUUUUUUGAUCUGGUUGUGCGAAUUCGUCGGAAACUUCAUCGAUCUAUCCGUGUUCUGCCGUACGUCGUUCAUCUAGACAGCUUCAUUAACACCAUAAUCGAAAGCACAUCGAUUCUUGUAAAUAAUGUAGCGACAGGUAGAAAAUAUGAAUCUAAUUUAUCUGUUCUACAUGCACACGCUUCUGAAUAAAGAAUUGAUUUUUCUGUUACAAUAUCUAAAAACUUCGGCAUAUGAUUAAACGAUCUUAAAAAUUUAAUAAUAAAUAUUCCUUUCCAGAAUGAAUAAACUCAAAUAUUUUUCUCUAGGAUGGUUUCGUAUCGGUAGCAUGAAUAACGUACGAGAGUUACAUACAGCAACUGUAUUAACAAAUGGAAAAGUAUUAGUUAUUGGAGGGCUUUAUGGUAUCGAUCCUACUAUUAGUGAGUUGUAUGAUCCAUCAACAAAAAAUUGGGCAAUUACUGGUAGCAUACAUAAUGCACGCGAAGGACAUACAGCAUCUUUAUUAACAAAUGGACAAGUGUUAGUUACCGGUGGAACACAUGGUGUCAAUUUAAAUACUGCUGAAUUGUAUGAUCUAUCAACCGGAACUUGGACAACUACUGGUAACAUGAAUGAUCCACGAGAUGGGCAUGCAACAUCCUUAUUAAUAAAUGAACAAGUAUUAGUUACUGGUGGAAAUGAUGGUUUGAACGCUUUAAAUAGUGCUGAGUUGUAUGAUCCAUCAACAAGAAUGUGGACAAAUACUGGUAGCAUGAAUUAUGCACGAGAACACCAUACAGCAUCCUUAUUAACAAAUGGAAAAGUCUUAGUUACUGGUGGAAAUGAUGGCUUGGGCACUUUAAAUAGUGCUGAGUUGUAUGAUCCGUCAACAGGAACAUGGACAAAUACUGGUAGUAUGAAUUAUGCACGAGAGCACCAUACAGCAUCCUUAUUAACAAAUGAAAAAGUGUUAGUUACUGGUGGCUAUAAUCGUGAUGCUCUCAAUAGUACUGAAUUGUAUGAUCUAUCAACCGGAACUUGGACAACUACUGGUAACAUGAAUGACCCACGAGAGCAACAUACAGCAUCCGUAUUAAUAAAUGGACACGUGUUAGUUACUGGUGGACAGGGAAAUUUCCGUAGUUUUAGUAGCACUGAAUUGUAUAAUCCAUCAACAGAAAUUUGGACAACUACUGGUAACAUGAAUGAUGCGCGAUCUCGGCACACAUCAUCUAUAUUAGCAAAUGGAAAUGUGUUAGUUACUGGUGGUUUUAGCGGUGUUGAAAUGCUCAGCAAUGCAGAGUUAUAUCAAACAUUUCAAAUAAAUUAA
Molecule: messenger RNA, 1682 nt
Organism: Rotaria sordida
Lineage: Eukaryota; Metazoa; Rotifera; Eurotatoria; Philodinida; Philodinidae
Source: the annotation of a GenBank genome assembly